This is a messenger RNA of Drosophila kikkawai, 3484 nucleotides long. It is a transcript of the gene fs(1)Yb, whose product is annotated as female sterile (1) Yb. The record is from RefSeq and is a predicted model, not a curated record. Gene Ontology annotation, molecular function: ATP binding; nucleic acid binding. NCBI's taxonomy places the organism in Eukaryota, Metazoa, Arthropoda, Insecta, Diptera, Drosophilidae. Gene Ontology annotation, biological process: germ-line stem cell division.
AAAAUUUGAAACUUUAAGACUGCCAUUUUUCUUAUUGUUCUUUCCAAUUCUUCUUUGGUUGUCCUCGGUGGUAUCUAGAUGCGGCGCAACGGUGCCCCUCCGGGAAGGGACAGAGACUCUUGUGACUUCUCGCCUAAAAGUGAUGAUUCGGCAAAAAAGUGUGUGCAAUUCUCAUUGGGUAAAGAGACCACCGAGGUACCCAGCUUUAAGUCCGAGUCCCAUGGUGUUCCCAUCACCUUUGCCAGUCCCAGGUCCCGUGAGGCUCUCCUCGACUUCAUGGCGGCCACAAUUCAGGCCAAAGAUCUGCGCACGUGCAGCAUUUUAGUGAUCUGUCAGCAGAAUGAGGAGGCCAGGCAAGUGAAAUCGGAGAUGGGCAAUCGCGACAUAAACACAAUGCUGCUGGAAGCAGACCAACAGGCGACCCGUCAAAUGGUGCUAUUGUGGUCGCAGGGCUACAUCCAGCAAGUUUUUGUUGCCUGCGACGACUGUUUGGAGAUGUUCGAGGGGCUGCCCGUUGACUUUGUCAUACACACUGCCCUGCCGCCAGUGGAGAAGUUCAAGGAGCGCCUGGACAGGCUGACUAAAUCGGAAAACAAGGCCGAAAUGCUGGCCCUUAUCACGGGUGCCUUCAAAGAGGAAACUGGGAUCCUUAAAAAAGAAAAUGGUAAGGCACAGAAUUCAGUGGUUAAAUCCUUAAAGAACCUGGAGAAUAAGGAGAAGGCUUCGGAAUUAGUAUGUAGUACUCGUGCUCUUACCCGAGGAAAGGGUUCAGUGAAGGAUAAACCGGAGUCCUUAAAGGAAUCCCUGCCAGAAGAAGCCGACUUGGAGGGAUGGCAAACUCCACCAGAAGAUCAAAAGGUAGAUUACAACCAUGUAGGUGGCAGUCAAUGCCAUAUGGAGGCCUUGGUACAGGCAAGGAGCCGACUUGGCAAGGCCUCUUCUUCGUCCAGAUCAUCAACUAUAGAUUCAGCGAGGUCCACCAUGGCAUCAGGGAGGGUAGGCUUCGCCCGCUCCCAAUUUGGCGUCCUGGCCUGGAGUCGGGAUCUGAUCGUUCCCUGCUAUGACAUGUCCGGCGUGGUGGACUUAAAUACCACCAUUCAGGCCACCAUGAAGACAAUGUUGGAUGGUUUGGGAAAUGGCCACCAGGCUCGGGGAGCCCAGAGAUACGCCUGGCCACAUGUGUCGUGUGGCAAAUCCCUGGUGGCCGUAGGACCUGAGAAUAUUGGCAAAACCUGGUGCUACCUGCCCAGCCUGUGCCAGCGAACCCAUGAGCAGAUGCUCCUGUGCACCGAGGAGCACUAUGGGCCCAUCAGCAUCGUGGUGUGCUUCAACCAGCGGAACGGCAACCAGAUCCUGCAGUGGAUCAUAAAGCUCUUGAACCCGCUGGACCCUGGGGGGAGUCAGAUUCCCCAUGACCAGGUCGUCUACCUGUGGGAGAAGGGCAAUGUCCAAGAGGUGGCCGACAGACUGAGCCAUUCCGUGGGCAUCCUUGUGACCACACCGGAUAUGCUGGUCCUGCUCAAGGAAUGGCACACCAAAGAGGCACCUAUUUUCGACCUCGACUCGGUGAAGUGUCUGGCCCUGGACAACCUAUCAGGCAUGAUGCGCCGUCAGCCGGAUACCACAGCGAAAAUGGUCGAUUGGAUCAUCCAGCUCUUAAACUUUGGCCCUGAUGGGAGCCAACUGUUUGUCACCACGCGCCUCUGGCCAGGGACACUGAUGCAAAAGAGCCUGCUGCCGCUUGUGCCCGAUGUGCUCAUUGUCUUUAAGGAUCCCCUGGAGGCCACAGUCUAUGGCGGAGCAGGCCUAGAAGUAAACCUGAUUAGACCGGGGGAGGAGAGCCGUUCCCUGGUGCAGCUGCUCCGAGACAGGACACUGAGCAAGGAACGGAUCGUGGUGAUGUGCCACACCAAGGAGGAAGUGCUGGAUCUCAGACACAAGCUGACGCGGGCAGGCUUCCGAUCGGAGGGCAUAUACGACGAUGGUGGCCUAACGACGGCCACCCAGUGGCGACUCCAGAGCCUGCCCCUCGUUCUCUUGGUCACGGAUGAUAUGGUGGAUAAGGUGAAGUGCGGCCCCAUUGAUCAGCUCAUCCACUAUACCUCCCCCACUAGCUGGACGAGAUUUAAAUUUCGGUUUUCCCUGUUGUAUAAGAAUUACGUGUCAUCGUGUCCUUGCAAAUCCGUGGUACUGCUCCAGCAGUCCGACUUCGAUCGUCUCUGGGAGCUGGCCGACUUCAUUGUGUGGCACCAGCUACCCCGUCCCGAUCACUGGCUGCGUGUUCUGUCCGAGUGUCGUCGGUUAAAGGAUAAGCCAAGCUCCCAGCUGGCGAAGCUAUCCCUGUGCGACCAAAUGUCGUCCUAUGGUGAUUGCUUCCGGCGGUACUGUCACUAUCGCCACAUCAUGUGGAGGGAGGAGCUGCAGCCGCCGGCUAACUACCCCGGCGAGGGGGAUUUUCGCUUCCAAGUGCUGAAUUGCUACAGCCCCGUCCAGCUGGCAGUGCGUCUGAACGAACUGUACCCCACCCAGUUCUAUUUCUUUAGUCAACCGAUGAGCCAACUGGGCCAAGAGGUGCAUGUGCACUACGAGGUGGAGGAGAACCGGCGCCAGCACCAAAAACCAAAGGCUGGGGAGAUUGUUAUCGUGAGGAAUCUCAAGCGGUAUGAGAGGGUGGUCGUCAUCCAGGCGGAGGAUACGAAGGUGACAGUGCGUCUGUUGGACAACGGAAUUGACCGACUAGCGUACAAACCGAGCGAGAUUUUCGUGUGCGAGAAGCGUCACCAGAAGGAACCCGGCCAGGCGAUGGAAGUGCGUCUAAUCGGCAUCGAACCGGACACCUUGGAGCGGACCUGGUCUACGGAUAUGCGUGAUGCGGUGCGCUCUGACUUCUUCAACCAACUGCAGGGCAAGCGGAUGCGCAUCUUUUCAGCCCGCGUAAAGUGCGUCCUUUCGCGAACCAUCUUCGUGGACACCGUGGUCGAUGACAAGGGGCAGGACCUGCGCAGCUUUCUUCUGCAUCGAUUCCAUGUCCACGAGGAGGCCAUGUCGAUGGAAAAGCUAAGGGGAGUGGUGAAUGCAUCUCAGCCCAGGCCAAAGGAUUUUUAAUCAUAUUUUAUUUGAACUUUUAUUGGGUUUUUUUUAAUGAUUUGAUUUUUAUUAUGUCUUUUUUUAAAUAAUUUGAUUUGUUUUAGUUAUUUUUUUCAACUAAAAGAAAUCUUUUCUUGAGUCCUGGAAUCCUGUUUUGGGGACUUUUUUACUUGCUUACAUUUAGCACAAAAAUGUGUUUUUUAAUUUUUGUAAUAUUAUUUUGGAUUGAGAUCUAUUUUUAAUUAUUUUGCUUGCUUAAAGUUUAUUACUUUCUCUUUGUCUUGUGACCCUCAGAGAGAUUUGUAAUGACAAUAAGCCUUUUUUUGCGAUUAUUUAAAUACAUUUUGAAAGAAAUUCCAAUUAAUUAAUAAACGAUUUAUUUUUAUACAUAGCCUUA